Molecule: messenger RNA, 1185 nt
Organism: Arabidopsis thaliana (thale cress)
Lineage: Eukaryota; Viridiplantae; Streptophyta; Magnoliopsida; Brassicales; Brassicaceae
Product: ER lumen protein retaining receptor family protein
Exons: 6
Coding region: 198-1016 (272 amino acids)
Biological process (GO): protein retention in ER lumen; retrograde vesicle-mediated transport, Golgi to endoplasmic reticulum
Cellular component (GO): membrane; endoplasmic reticulum membrane
Molecular function (GO): ER lumen protein retrieval receptor activity
Source: RefSeq, marked reviewed
CAAGUGUCUUAAUACGAUUAGUUGAUCAGAUCAGAAAAAUACGACCGCCACGUCAUCGACCGCAUGCCCUCGUCGUGUCUUCGCUCACUCAACAAAACGUAUCCUUCGCUUUCACGAACGUCGCAUAAAAGCUCUGCAAAACACACACAACACAACUGAGAGAGAUCAGAGAAAGAGAGAUUUGUAAUAAUCAAAUCAUGGGGAAGAGAAGAGGUGUCUCCGCCGUGAACGUUGUUUUCGGGUGGCUGCGACAACAAUCGAACAAGGUUAAAAUAGCUUUAGGAAUUAUCAUCUCUUUGAUCCUCGUCGUUCUUCUGAAAUUCACCGUUAGGAAUCACAAUCACUUUUUCAUCGCCUCCGAGCUCAUCCACGCCGCCGGAAUCUUGAUCCUCAUCUACAAACUCACUCGCCAAAAGACUUGCUCCGGUCUUUCUUUAAAAUCUCAAGAAGUGACAGCAAUAUUUCUAGCGGUGAGAUUGAUAUGCAGCAUAAACAUGGAAGGUGAUAUCCAUACAGUUCUCGAUUUCGCCACCUUGGUUUCGACUCUAUGGGUCAUUUAUAUGAUUCGAUACAAGCUGAAAGCAUCUUAUAUAAAGUCUCUCGACACUUGCUACAAUUACUAUGUGCUUGUACCAUCUGCUAUCCUUGCGUUGAUUAUUAACCCGAGUACGAGUUAUUCUUACUUCCACCGUAUAUUGUGGGCGUUUUGCGUCUACACAGAAUCUGUCUCUGUUCUACCUCAACUUCGAUUAAUGCAAAAUGCUCAGAUCAUAGAGCCUUUCACAGCUCAUUAUGUGUUUGCACUCGGAAUAGCUAGAUUCCUGGCAUGCGCUCAUUGGAUUAUCCAGGUCGUUGAGACUCGUGGACAUUACCUAUGGCUACUCGGGGCUGGUUACUUCUGGUUUCCGGUGGCUCUACUAGCCGAGAUCGUUCAAACUUUCAUCCUCGCCGACUUUUGCUACUACUAUGUCAAAAGUGUUAUGGAGGGUCAGCUUGUACUGAAGAUGCCGGUUUAAGAUCAUCUAGUAUAAAAUGAACCAAUAAAUUUUGCUUGUUUUAUCUUUCAACUUAAACUACAACUUUUAACCAAAGUAGAUUGCUCAAAAUAAUCUAGAAUGGUUUCUUUCUUCUUCUCUAUUUCCUGCUUUUUGUUUAAGAAUCUUUAGAGAAAGUUAAUCACUAUAC